Molecule: messenger RNA, 1627 nt
Organism: Brassicogethes aeneus
Lineage: Eukaryota; Metazoa; Arthropoda; Insecta; Coleoptera; Nitidulidae
Source: the annotation of a GenBank genome assembly
GUUAACCUAAAAGCCGUUUAUCGUCAAAUUUUUGCACAAUUUUGCCUAAUAAGACCAAAAAUGGUUGUAAGACAAUACGCGCAGGAACUCGAGUACUUGGAGAAGCUAAAUCCUUACUGCUGGAGGAUUAAAAAAGGUUUCCAGCCUAACAUGAAAGUGGAAGGUAUAUUUUACGUAAAUGCACCCCUGGAAAAAUUAAUGUUGGAGGAGCUUAGAAAUUCCUGUAGACCUGGAAUGACAGGAGGGUUUUUACCGGGGGUGAAACAAAUCGCGAAUGUGGCUGCACUGCCUGGAAUAGUCGGGAAAAGUAUUGGUUUACCGGAUGUGCAUUCCGGGUAUGGUUUUGCCAUUGGCAAUAUGGCUGCAUUCGAUAUGAAUGAUCCAGAAUCUAUUGUGUCUCCUGGUGGAGUUGGUUUUGAUAUAAAUUGUGGAGUAAGGUUGUUGCGUACCAAUUUGUUUGAGAAGGAUGUUUUGCCUGUUAAAGAACAGUUGGCACAGAGUUUGUUUGAUCAUAUUCCUGUUGGAGUUGGGUCCAAAGGGAUAAUUCCAAUGAACGCAAAAGACCUAGAGGAAGCCUUGGAGAUGGGCAUGGACUGGUCCUUAAGAGAGGGCUACAUAUGGGCCGAAGACAAGGAACACUGCGAAGAAUACGGUAGAAUGCUGAACGCUGAUCCGGCCAAAGUCAGCACCAGAGCUAAAAAACGUGGCCUACCGCAGCUAGGCACCUUAGGAGCCGGAAAUCACUAUGCGGAAAUCCAGGUUGUGGAAGAAAUCUACGACAAAUGGGCUGCUUGCAAGAUGGGCAUUGAAGAAAAGGGCCAAGUUUGCGUUAUGAUUCACUCUGGUAGCAGAGGUUUUGGCCACCAGGUGGCAACAGAUGCUUUGGUGUCAAUGGAGAAGGCAAUGAAAAGAGACAACAUUGAAACAAACGACCGUCAGUUGGCCUGCGCGAGAAUCAAUUCUCCUGAAGGCCAGGACUAUUUGAAGUCCAUGGCUGCAGCAGCCAAUUUUGCCUGGGUUAACAGGAGUUCUAUGACCUUCCUCACAAGACAGGCUUUUGCCAAACAGUUUAAUAUGGCCCCGGAUGACUUGGAUAUGCAUGUAAUUUACGAUGUUUCCCAUAAUAUUGCCAAAGUUGAAGAGCAUAUUGUGGAUGGGAAACAGAAAACAUUAUUAGUUCACAGAAAGGGUUCAACAAGAGCUUUUCCUCCACACCACCCCUUAAUCCCAGUGGACUACCAGCUCACAGGCCAGCCUGUACUAAUCGGGGGUACCAUGGGGACGUGCAGUUACGUUUUAACCGGCACCGAGCAAGGGAUGCUGGAAACGUUCGGGUCUACGUGCCACGGAGCAGGUAGAGCUUUAUCGAGGGCGAAAUCCCGGCGCAACAUAGAGUACACGGAGGUUCUAAGAAAACUAGAAGACAGCGGAAUUUCGAUUAGAGUCGCUUCGCCAAAGUUGGUAAUGGAAGAGGCCCCUGAGUCGUACAAGAACGUCACUGAUGUAGUCAACACUUGCCACGCUGCUGGCAUCAGCAAGAAAUGCAUUAAGUUAAGACCCAUUGCUGUGAUAAAAGGUUAGAAAUAUAAAUGGUUUUAUUAUUACACUUGCAUUUAUCUCUCAUGGA